Mya arenaria is the source of this 1649-nucleotide messenger RNA. Its product is annotated as glycosyltransferase-like domain-containing protein 1. Lineage: Eukaryota; Metazoa; Mollusca; Bivalvia; Myida; Myidae. The transcript is spliced from 9 exons. Gene Ontology annotation, molecular function: glycosyltransferase activity. The record is from RefSeq and is a predicted model, not a curated record. The coding region runs from base 64 to 1563 and encodes 499 amino acids.
GUUUGUCAGUGCUUUUCUUGAUUUUCGUGAUUAUUUUCAUGAUUAUUUUCAUAUUUUAAAUAUAUGGUAUUGUUGGAUUAUAAAUGCAUAUUAAAGAAAGAAGUGAAGAUGACCUCUGUACUUCUUAUAGAACCGUUUUACACGGGCUCCCACAGACAGCUGAUGGAUGUUUUGCAGAGUGAAAUACCUGGGUCUGCAUUGGUCACAAUGUCCGGGAAGAAGUGGCCCUGGAGAGCCCGAACAGCUGCGCUGCACCUCAGCCAGAACAUUCCCAGACAACACAGUUUUAGGACAGUGUUUGCCAGUUCAGUGUUGAACAUGGCAGAGCUGAUAGCCCUGAGGCCUGACCUGGCAAGCACACACAAGGUGCUGUACUUCCAUGAAAACCAGCUCACCUACCCUGUACAGGUCCACAAGCAAAGGCCUGAGAGAGACUUCCAGUUUGGAUACAACCAGAUUCUCUCUGCACUGGUAUCAGAUGUGGUGGUAUUCAACUCAAGCUACAACAUGGAGACAUUCCUGGGAAACAUCAACUCCUUUCUGAAGCAGAUGCAAGAAUACAGACCCAAACACCUGGCUGACCAGAUCAGGGACAAGUGUAGGGUGCUUCACUUCCCCAUAAUGUUCCCUGAUAGAGAUGGUGCUGUGAAUGAGAAAUCAAAUGUGGAGAAGGGCAGAACAAAGGACUUUUGUUUAAACUCAUGUCCCGUGAAGAGUAAUCAUUUUGAAAGCAUAAUGUCAUCUGCUGAACAUGAAGAGCAAACAUGUAAUAACAACAAACAAUCUAAUGAAGGUGUUAUUUCUGAUAGUUUAUCAAUGCCAUGUACAUGUAUUCAAAGUGACAGUGCAAGUAAGGACUGCAUGAAGCCAAGGUCAGGCUUAGCUGAACAUUCUCAGCCAAAACAGGAGCACGGAAGUACUGAAGAAAAAGUCCUACAUGAAAUGGAAAACAAUUUUUGUGUCAAUACAGACACUUUGGGGACAAGUGUUGAGCUACAUGAUGAUAGGUACAGCAGUUCAGCCAAGAAGAUGAAGGUUGAGCACCAGUUCCUCCAUAUUGUCUGGCCUCAUAGAUGGGAGCAUGACAAAAACCCUGAGGCAUUUUUCCGGGUGAUGUAUCAGCUCCGGGACGCUGGGUGUCAGUUCAGACUCUCUGUGCUUGGGGAACAGUAUACUGAUGUGCCUGUCAUAUUUGAAGAGGCAAAUGCAGCAUUAAAGAAUCAUAUAGAACAUUGGGGCUACCAGGCGUGUAAGGAAGACUACUAUAAUGUUUUACGGGAGGCAGAUGUGGUUGUCUCCACGGCAAACCACGAGUUCUUUGGAGUUGCCGUUUUGGAAGCAGUUCACCUUGGUUGUUUCCCCCUUGUUCCAAACAGACUUGUCUACCCUGAGUUAUUUACAAAGACUCAUUUGUACAACACAGACAACCAACUAUUCAAGGAACUCCGCAACUUCUGUAACAACCCUCAUGUGCUGAGACAUAAACAGACGCAGCUCAACACAGAGCAAUACAGCUGGGACGUCCUGAAGUCAAGAUAUUUGGACCUGUUUCAUAUAACAUAACUACCUGUAUUUCAGAAGAGACGUUGUUUUACUGUAGUUACCAUGAGUAUUAUAUGUGUUACUAAAUGUCUGUUAUUAAAUGAAAA